AUGCCACAUCCACUCAGACCUUUGACUCUAUCAUGGCCUAAACCCCUUGUAGAGUUCUGUAACAAGGCUAUGAUUUUACAUCAAAUCGAAGCUCUUGUCAAGGCCGGCGUGAAAGAUAUCGUACUCGCAGUCAACUAUCGACCCGAAGUGAUGGUCUCGGUGCUCAAGAAGACUGAAGAGGAAUUCGGUAUCAACAUUCAUUUCUCAGUUGAGACUGAACCUUUAGGUACUGCUGGUCCUCUUGCUCUCGCUAGAGAAAUCCUCGGUAAAGAUGAUACACCUUUCUUCGUCUUGAACUCGGAUGUUACUUGCAUCUACCCAUUCGAGGCGUUCAGAGACUUCCACAUCGCCCAUAAAUGUGAAGGUUCAAUCAUGGUCACCAAAGUUGCCGAGCCCUCAGCGUACGGUGUAGUAGUCACCAAACCCGGAUCAACAGUCAUCGACCGAUUCGUUGAGAAACCAGUCGAAUUCGUUGGAAACAGAAUCAACGCCGGUAUCUAUAUUUUCAACCCAAGUGUUUUGGAUAGGAUUCAACUUCAACCCACAUCUAUCGAAAAAGAGGUCUUCCCUGCUAUCGCUGCCGAUCAGCAAUUGCAUUCCUUCGACCUUCCCGGUUUCUGGAUGGAUGUCGGUCAACCAAAAGAUUACUUGUCUGGAACAUGUCUUUACCUUUCACACCUCACUUCCACACAUUCACCUCUGCUCACUGACCCCAAGCAAAACAAAUGGGUAUACGGAGGUAACGUCCUGGUUGAUCCUUCCGCUGAAAUUGAUCCUACUGCUGUUAUUGGACCCAAUGUCGUGAUUGGUCCAGAUGCCAAGAUCGGUCCAGGUGUGAGAUUACAACGAUGUGUCAUCCUCUCAAAUGCUACCGUGAGGGAUCACGCUUGGAUCGCAAACUCCAUUAUCGGUUGGAACUCUAACGUAGGACGAUGGACCCGAGUCGAAAACAUCACUGUGCUCGGUGAUGACGUUACUAUCAAAGAUGAACUUUAUGUUAAUGGUGCUUCAGUCUUGCCCCACAAGAGUAUCUCAUCAUCAAUCACAGAACCCCGUAUUGUCAUGUGUAAGUUUUAA
Molecule: messenger RNA, 1077 nt
Organism: Kwoniella mangroviensis CBS 8507
Lineage: Eukaryota; Fungi; Basidiomycota; Tremellomycetes; Tremellales; Cryptococcaceae
Product: mannose-1-phosphate guanyltransferase
Exons: 13
Coding region: 1-1077 (358 amino acids)
Biological process (GO): GDP-mannose biosynthetic process
Cellular component (GO): cytoplasm
Molecular function (GO): GTP binding; mannose-1-phosphate guanylyltransferase (GTP) activity
Source: RefSeq, a predicted model, not a curated record